Necator americanus (New World hookworm) is the source of this 636-nucleotide messenger RNA. RefSeq lists its product as uncharacterized. NCBI's taxonomy places the organism in Eukaryota, Metazoa, Nematoda, Chromadorea, Rhabditida, Ancylostomatidae. The record is from RefSeq and is a predicted model, not a curated record. The transcript has a single exon. Bases 1 to 636 code for a protein of 211 amino acids.
AUGCUGACCGAAUUCGACGAAACAUGUGGAUACAUAGGUCUUCAGCCGAAUCUGCAAAAGACGAUGUUCAUGCGCAACGGAUGGGUCUCGGAUGCCCCAUUCACGCUCAACGGAACGAACAUAUCCGAAUGCACCAGCUACGUUUAUCUGGGUCGGGAACUGAACAUGAUGAACGACCUGACCCCCGAGCUGGGCAGGAGGAGACGAGCGGCUUGGGGAGCGUACAAGAGCAUCGAGGAUGUAGUGAAGAAGACCAGGAACACCCGGCUCCGUGCUCACCUCUUCAACACCACCGUACUUCCUGCUUUCACCUAUGCUUCGGAAACCUGGGCAUUUCGCAAGCAGGAAGAAAACGCGGUGAGCGUCAUUGAACGCGCAAUUGCGAGAGUGAUGCUAGGAGUAUCCCGUUUCACGCAAGUGAGGGACGGGAUUCGAAGUUCUCUCCUACGUCAGCGAUCGAAGAUUAGAGACGCCGCCGCGUUUGCCAAGGAAAGUAAAAUAAGGUGGGCCGGACACGUGAUGCGCUUUGAUGACAACCGUUGGACCAGAGCCGUGACGACUGGGUUCCCCGCGAUAUUAAGCGCACUAAAGGAAGACCGCCGACCCGAUGGUCAGAUUUCUUCACGAAGUCCUUGA